Phragmites australis (common reed) is the source of this 1247-nucleotide messenger RNA. Its product is annotated as expansin-B5-like. The transcript has 4 exons. Lineage: Eukaryota; Viridiplantae; Streptophyta; Magnoliopsida; Poales; Poaceae. Bases 137 to 1000 code for a protein of 287 amino acids. Gene Ontology annotation, biological process: sexual reproduction. Gene Ontology annotation, cellular component: extracellular region. The record is from RefSeq and is a predicted model, not a curated record.
AACCCCUAAAAACAUCCUAUAUAUACUACCCAAAUCGAGCUAUAGUCUCACAAUUCACCAAGCACUCACUAAACAAGCCUACUCCAUUGGCCCUAGAUUCCUAGACACCUCUCUCCUAGCAAAGAACAGACGAUCAAUGGCUACUCCACGCACAUUCCGAUCUGCCGUAGUCGCCGUGAUGUCAAUCCUAUGGCUUCUUGUGAUCCCCAUCUCUUGCUACGGGAAUCCGGAGCCCACGAUCGAGCACUCGCAGCAGAACGACACAAGCAGGCGGUACCUCUCGGCGUCGGACCGAGGCUACGGCUGGUCCUCGGGCGGCGCAACGUGGUACGGCAGCCCUUACGGCGCCGGCAGCGACGGUGGCGCGUGCGGUUACCAAGGCGCCGUCGGCCAGCGCCCGUUCUCGUCGAUGAUCGCCGCCGGCGGCCCUUCCCUUUUCAAGACCGGCAAAGGCUGCGGCGCAUGCUAUCAAAUUAAGUGCAUCGGCAACAGAGCCUGCUCCGGCCGGCCAGUGACCGUCACCAUCACCGACUCCUGCCCCGGCGGUGCCUGCCUCGCCAAUGCGGCACACUUCGACAUGAGCGGCACGGCCUUCGGCGCGUUGGCAAACCGCGGAAUGGCCGACCGGCUCCGCGCCGCCGGAAUCCUCAAGAUCCAAUACAAGAGGGUGUCAUGUAAAUACAACGGCAUGAGCGUCUCCUUCAAGGUGGACGCGGGCUCCAACCCGUACUACCUCGCCGUGCUGGUCGCGUACGUGGGCGGCGGGGGCGACCUCUCCGCGGUCGACAUCAUGCAGGGCGGCUCCAAGUCGUGGACGCCGAUGCAGCAGUCGUGGGGCGCCGUGUGGUGCGUCAACUCGAACACCGGCCAGCCGCUGCGCGCGCCGUUCACGAUCCGCCUCACCUCGGGCUCCGGCAAGGUGCUCGUCGCCAGGAACGCCAUCCCGGCCGGGUGGAGCGCGGGCACGACGUACCGGUCCAAGGUGAACUACGGCUACUGAGACGUGGUAGUGAGACUGUUUAGCUGUAGUGCUCCGAUCUGCCAUCUCUUGAGUCUUGAGUUCGUUACGUGCGUCCGGGAAACGCGAGAGGCCGCGUCGGAAGAGGAGGUUAGGUAUUCGUACGUGUUCUUCCCUCCAUGCUGGCCACUUGCACUUGUGUUUCCCUAGUGAUGUCUCGGUGUCUCUCCAUCGCAGAAACUGCAGAGCGGGAGUCACAGCACCGUUAAACGUGUGCUGAUGUACCCAG